Trichomonas vaginalis G3 is the source of this 1194-nucleotide messenger RNA. Its product is annotated as protein of unknown function, DUF4106 family. The record is from RefSeq and is a predicted model, not a curated record. The transcript has a single exon. Lineage: Eukaryota; Parabasalia; Trichomonadida; Trichomonadidae. The annotation marks the transcript as partial.
AUGCAAAAGGCAAUGAAAAGCUCAGAAUAUAUAAAAGCUAACAAUGACUGGUUAGAUGCCCAAGCCAACGCUAAAGCAGCCCAACUCAUAGGGUCAAUAAGGACAAAAAUACAAGCGGAUGAAGAUAGUUCAAAUGAAGCUUUAACAAAUGCUGACUUUAAGAACGCUUUCGAAGCUCUUCAUAGUAAGGUGAAACAAGUGAACGACUUCUCAUCUGGAAAGAAACUGAAGUCUGAAGGUUUCGACAAAGAGUUAAAAGAAGUAGCACAAAAUAUGACGAAAAUAACAGAUGCAGCAACGAGACAGGCAGUUCAAAGUGCCUAUGACGCCGUUAGAGCAACUGUUGUGAAAAGUCAAGAAAAAGAGUUACAACAGACCAAAACAGACCUAGUAAAUGCUUUCUUAAAAACGAAAAGUCAGGUAGGACAUUAUGCUGCAGAUGGAACAUAUGUGCCAGCUGGUGGAACUUAUAUACCACCAAACCCUCCAAGAGAAGCACCUGCACCAGGACUACCUAAAACAUUUACAUCGUCACAUGGACAUAGACACAGGCAUGCACCAAAACCAACACAACAACCAACAGUUCAAAACCCUGCACAACAACAACAACAACAACAACCAACACAACAACCAACAGUUCAAAACCCUGCACAACAACCAACACAAACAGAGCAAGGACAUAAAAGAAGUAGAGAACAAGGAAACCAAGAAUUCUUAAAAAUGCUUAAAGAAGAGUGUGGUUUCCCAGAUACUGUUGACUUUAGUGACAGAUAUAAAGAAGCUAUUAGAAAGUUCAAGGAAGGAAAUACUGACCCGAACCUAUUUAGCUUUAUGGCUCAGCACCAAAACGGAUAUAAUCUCAAACCUGGAAAAUACAAGCUCGCUAAGGGAUAUGAUUUAAUAGCAUAUCAUCCAAAUGACAUGAACGAAUUUACUCCGAGAUAUUUGAUGUCAGAGCUAAAUGACAAUUCAACUUUCGUCAUGAAACGCGUAAAAAAUAGAGACGGAACGAAAGAACAAAAGCUUAUGAAUGCGGAUGACGUAGAUAGGGAAAUUGUUGAAAACGGUCUCGGAAUAUAUGAAAUGCCAGCAGAUGAGGUACAAGAAACUCCACAGGAAGAAGUUCAGAUACAACCAGACAUGGAAGAAAUAGUUCAGCAACAACAGCUAGAAGAGCCUGAAGGAAACGAACAA